Messenger RNA from Austrofundulus limnaeus, 3429 nucleotides. RefSeq names its product sema domain, immunoglobulin domain (Ig), transmembrane domain (TM) and short cytoplasmic domain, (semaphorin) 4F (gene sema4f). Gene Ontology annotation, cellular component: plasma membrane. Gene Ontology annotation, molecular function: semaphorin receptor binding; chemorepellent activity. The record is from RefSeq and is a predicted model, not a curated record. Gene Ontology annotation, biological process: neural crest cell migration; axon guidance; positive regulation of cell migration. Lineage: Eukaryota; Metazoa; Chordata; Actinopteri; Cyprinodontiformes; Rivulidae.
AUUACACGUGAUCAGAGGAACGUAUUCAUUCUUGUACCGACUCCUGAGCCGUUUUCAGCCCGGAUAACCCGGCGCAGACCCAGACCGGGUGGAUGACAGGAUGAGUCCCGGCGUGGUGCUGCUGGUUCUUGUCCCAGUCUUCUGCUGCCUGCUGUCCGGGAACUGCCUCCCGGCGACUCUGAGGGGACAUGGAGACACCAUCCUGGGUUCGGAGAGAUUUAACCACGUGACCAACUUCAGCACCUUCCAGCUGGACCGAUCAUCGGGGGUGCUGUUCCUCGGCGCCAGGGAUGCCAUACUAGCUGUAGACACCAAAAACCUGGAGCAGCAACCUAAAGAGAUUAUCUGGGAUGUGCCGGAGGAGAAAAGGAAUUCUUGUCUGGCGAAGGGAAAGACAGAGGAGGAUUGCAGAAACUACAUCCGUCUGCUGGAAUUCCUCGACGAUGGCCGGCUCUAUGUGUGUGGCACCUACGCCUUCGACCCCCAGUGUGCCUUCCUGGAACCCACCUCGUUCACACUGGAGAAAAACGAGGAUGGAAAGGUGAAGAUGGAGACGGGGAAGACAAAGUGCCCCUUUGAGCCCAGUCAACAUUACACAGCAGUUAUGGCAGAUGGUGUUCUGUACACAGCAGCCACCAGUAACUUCCUAGGAACGCUGUUCGACAUCUCCAGGGCAAUGGGACCGGAGCAGGAACGGAUCAGAACUGAGCAAUCCAUCAACUGGCUCAGUGACCCAAAGUUUGUCAGCUCUGCCUUCAUAAAGCAACCGGCUGACAGCAACCCAGCAGGAGACGACGACAAGAUCUACUUUUUCUUCACGGAGACGGCCAAAGAGUACGACAUGUACACCAAAGUCAAAGUGCCAAGAGUGGCUCGGGUCUGCAAGUCUGACGUGGGAGGGAUGAAGACCCUGCAGCGACGUUGGACCACGUUUCUCAAAGCCCAGCUGGUGUGCGAGGACAGACCCAGCAGUCAGCGCUACAACGUCCUGAUAGACGUCUUCACUACUCAGCACUCUCCUGGAGACCCCAGCAGCACGCUCUUCUACGGACUCUUCACCUCCCAGUGGGAGCCUGAGGAUGUGUCAGCUGUGUGUGUUUUCAGUCUGUCUGACAUCGGCAAAGUGAUGGACGGUCCUUUCAAAGAGCUGAAGAAACCUUACGACAACUGGAUCAAUCCUGAUCCAGUUCCGAAUCCAAGACCUGGACAGUGUUUGAACAACGAGCUAAAGGCUGAAGGAUUUGAGUCGUCCCUGAAGCUCCCUGACAAGGUGCUGACGUUUGUGAGAGACCACCCCCUGAUGGAGAACAGCGUCACUGCGGCCCCCCUGUUGGUCCGGAGGGGAAUCAAAUACACCAAGCUGGCUGUGAAGCUGACAGGAAGUGCGGAGGAGCGCCAAGCAGCAUUGCUGCAUCUUGGAACAGACCGUGGGGAGCUCCACCAGGUGGCAGUAGUGGGCCUGAAUGCCACUUUACUCCAAGAGAUUCCUCUGUUUUCUCCACAGGAGCCUGUUAAUAAUAUAAUCCUGCAUCAGGGUGCGGCGCUGGUGGGAAGCCCUCUGUCUGUGGCUCGGGUCCAGACUGAAGGCUGCGCUCUGUAUCGCAGCUGUGAGGUCUGUGCCAGAGCCCGAGGACUGGGCUGUGUGUGGAGCUCAGAGGAAAACACCUGCCAGUCAACACAAGAAAACCCCGGUCCUGGUGAUAUUGUGGAUAAUGCCUUAAAAAAGUGUCAAACACAUGAGAGCCGUUGCCACCCAGCUAUAAGGGAGCUGAAAGUGGCCGUGGGACUACGCAUCCUGCUGCCAUGUGUCCAGCUGUCCCCCCGGCCCUGCAGCUGGGACCACCCCCCACACAGACACACCAGGCAGCACAACUCCGACUUAGAGGUGACCGUCUCAGAGGACAGCCUGGGGACAUACAUCUGCACAUGCCAGGAGGGAGGACCUAACGUGAGAGACCCCACCCCCUGCCGUCAAGCAGCCUACCAUCUGACACGCGAGGACCCCAGUGCCGAAGGAUGGGUGGGACCGACAAAAGGCCGCCACGUUUUAGCGGUCUACAUCAUUUCCUUCUUCAUGGGCCUCAUAAUCGGUGUCACGCUUUUCUACUUUGUGAACAAGAGGAAUCAAGGUGCACAACGGCCCAAAGCUUCGUCAGAGAAAGGGCGGGAGUUACUGGGCUCCUCGGCCACGCCCCAGUCCCCCAGCAGCGCCAGCCUGAUGUCCGAGGGGUUUAAGAUGACGGAAAAACGGAACGGGACAACUUCCACAACGACAACAACAACACUCCUCAGUAAUCACGGCAACGGUAGUCACAAUGGAAACAGCUACAGCAGCAGCCUGAAUAACAGUAACCCCAGCAAUGGACUAUAUAAUUGCAACAUAAGUGGCAGCGGUUUGAAGCUCAGCUCCGAAAUAUUAGCACCAGACAGACUGGACGGAAGGACGAGGAUGGGAGUGAGGCCGGAAGUCAGGGAGGGGGAGUCGGGGGAGGGGGAUGAGAUAGAUAAGGGGUUGGAAGAUGGGUUAGGGGAAGGGUUGGACAGACUCGAGGACUACAACCACUUUCCGUUGUUUAGGUCUUCAGCACCGCUGGCUAAGUGUGAAGAAAGCUCGAUAUGAAAACAUUUUGCAGCAUCCAAAAGAACUGAGAACCAGUGGGGAUGAGUGCAAACCAAGGUACUGCCAAACGCCGGAGUUUGGGAGAUGUGGCAUUAAGAGAUUUAUGACAAGACAAGUUUAUGUCAAAGCAUGUUAAAAAAGAAGCUUUUUAUGUUCGAUGAGACGUACACGACACAAAUCAUAACUGUGUGUGAUAAGACCACUUAUUGUUAGUCACUCAGGAGAGCCACGGUUUAAAAAGGCUUUGGAUGUAAAUAUAAAAUCUAAAUAUAAACAGUCAACUAAACUGUGAAGACAAGAAAUCAAAGAUGAAGAGUCUACAUGUGUAGACGUGGAAAAGCCAUAUUUUGUUGUCGCGCUUUCUCUCGUUCACUUUUCCCGAAGGAAUUGCAAAGGAAAAGUGCACUUUUGUUUCAGCAUCUUCCUCCUCAAUCCAUAUCUGUGACCCACCUGCUUCAUGUCACAAACCUGGGUUUUAUCCACCAAAGGACUGGUUCGCCAUCAGUAGCGCCGCUCUGCUCGCCAGAGUUAAAUAUGGAGAGAUGUCUAAAAAAAUCAUCAAGUCACUGAAACCUUCAGGAGGUCAAGACAGGGCUGUUCCUGCAGCCGUCCUCAAGAGGCUCAAAGAGUCAAGAACAAUGAUCAGCGUUGUUACUGAGACAGAACAGUCAGACAUUACUCAAAUGAUUUCAGUCUCAGAGAAUGGACCUUGAAGCCACUUUCACCUCAUUUUUUGAGUGGAUUUGAACAUAAAUGUAUUGUUUGUUUGUUAUUUUGGUCAUGUUGUAUAAUAAAACAACUAAAAGUUC